AUCGCAGUCAAUAUUUUUGAUAAAACUGCGCUAAAAAGCGCGUGAAUUUUCUGGUCGGUUAGUUUAACGUCUACCUCUACACCAGACAAGCGUCAUUUGGUGUUUACUAGCCGCUGAACAAGUAUUAUCACUACUUCCCCUUAUCCAGAGAUUUAAGUUUGGACCACGUAAGCCCCGACAUCCUGAUGUGUUAAAAAUCGUAGCUUCAAACUCAUUUGAUUGGCAUCCUGUAAGACCCCGGAAUUGCAACGCCCCCCUCUCCCUCGCAGUCACUUCAUUGCUUCCACUAUAAUUCUGUUGUAAAGCAUAUCCUUUAACUUACACUUUUACCAAUCGAUUUUCUACUCGAUCGUUUACUGCUUACUGCAGAACAAUGGCGGCGGGACGAAGGCAAUUGUCUUCACAUCUGUGUCCCCUUGAGGUCCUUUUUGGCAGCGUGGGGCCCCAGCUGCUGUAUUCCGCUGGGGCGAUUUUUGUGCUGUUUCUUGCGGACGUGUAUGCAUUGCAAAUCUGUAGUCGAAGAUCUAGGUCUUGAUGUUGAAGAAGAACAAGAAGUGGACGACGCCGACGAGAAAAGAACUAAUUACCAUUCUCGAGGCUGCUUGUCCUUGGUUUGUUGAUAUGUUCUUCGACGAUUCAGUAUGCCACAGCGUCGUAGUACCACGCUACCACCCCUACGGUGCGACAAGAAGAACGAAUUAAAAUCGUUGACACAUAAUUCCAGUUUCUUAAGACCGCGACCUACUUCCGAUUUGCCCAUUUUAUAAGCGAGCGACGGGAUCGAGUCACGGCUGCAAUUGCCCUUCUACCUUCGCCCCAGUGUGUGGGACGGAUGGGAAAACCUACUCCCACGCGGAUUGUUUGCAGUGCAACUCUAUCCACUGCGAAAGUAUCCUCGUAGUCGUACUUUUAAUUGCGAUAUUUUCUUCCCUUGGCAAGUCUCAUUUUCAUUCUGCCUGUUCUAGCAUGACAAAUUCUAUGUAGUUUCAACCAGAGAAAAUAAAUUUGUAAUGCGGUCGUAAUUUCUACGAGGACGAUACUUUUGCAAUGCAUAAACACCAGUCACGGCGUGAAGCAGGCCUAUGUCGGAAUGUGCCUUUCCACUUCGACGCCGAGUGCCUCGUGUGGCUGUCCGACGAAGCACGAGCCCGUUUGUGGCAGCGACGGUAAUACUAUUCCCUGAAAAUUAACCAUCCCCUUCCCCAUCUACUUUUUGCGUGAAGACAGAGGACACAGAACUCCCGUACAUGUUUUGCAUGGCAAAUUGGAUGGCGAUUGUUAAUUUUCAGGGAAUAAACACGUAUGCCAACGCCGGGUGCAUGGCCUGCGCGAAAGCCAGCGAUGGAACAAGCAAUGUGAUGAAAGCCAGUGAUGGCCAGUGUCUUUCCACUACGGUCUAUCCAAAGAAAAAAGUGUUACAGUUACACAUUUGUUGGAAUUUCAGCAUCACAAAUUUGCUCUGCAUGGCGAAGAAAACUUGUGAUGCGCAGACUAUAAGGGAAAACACGAAUGGAAUGAGGCUGGCACGCGUUUCCUGCAUGACAGAGGUUGCCUGUCUUGCUUGCCUUGCAUGAGAAUGUGUAACUGUAACACUUUUUUCUCACGAUACGGUUACGAUCAAUGGCGUUGCGUCGGUGAGUUCGUCGUGCAGGUGCAGCUCGGUGUUCGCCCCGAUCUGUGGCAGCGACGGCACGACGUAUGCAAACGAGGGCUGUAUUGCCUGCAAGGCGGGAUUGUCGAAGGCGCACGAUGGAGCAUGUGGCGCGUAUCGCACCAAAAAGUGUUAUACGUUUAACGGAAAUUAUUCGCAUGCAGUAAGAAACGCAUCAGAAAUUAAUUGCAGAUGCUCCUCGAUUUGAAUUUGGUUGUAUUGGAAAGCAUGCAUGCGAGGAAAACAAGAGCUGUCCUGCGUGACAACUGCAAUCUUUGAAAAUGACCGUUACCUAUGAGCACUUUUUUGCUUGAUAGCGCGAUGGUGAUUGGUACCGCGGCGAUCGGGGGAACCGCGUACGGCUGUACGUGCGCCACGGCUUGGAACCCCGUGUGCGGCAGCGACGGCGAGACCUACUCCAACGAAAGUUGCAUGGGCUGCGUGACCGGCGUGAAGAAGGCCUACGCGGGCGAAUGCCAGGUCGCCACGACGCCGCCCAGCCAAUGCGUUUGCCCGACCGUGGUCGCGCCGGUAUGCGGCAGUGACGGCAAGACGUACUCCAACGAGGCGUGUUGUGGGAGUGUCAGGAUUGAAAUUGUCAAAGUUGAAAUGAUUUGUCAUGCAUAAAAUGCGACGCAGAAAUUGGCUCUAUUGCAGAGGACGCACGGGAGGCAGAUUAUAGUCCUGGCAUGGGGCAAAAGUUGGACUGCUGACAAGCAUGACAGAAGGCAGCUCUUUUGCCCUAAAGCGCAUGACAGACUCGCUUCCAGGACCGGGAAAAUUUGUCAUGCACCGACUACAAACUGUAGGUCUAACUGGUAUCCGUUUUAUGCAUCGCAAAUCAUUUCAACUUUGACGAUUUCAAUCCUGACAGUUCCAUACGUGUAUGAGCUGCCGGGCGGGCGCGGGCGUCACCAAGGCCGCGGAUGGCGCUUGUGGCAGUGGCGGUGUUACUCCACCCAUGUGCAUGUGCAGCUCCCUCCAUGCCCCCGUCUGCGGCAGCGACGGCACUACUUACGCGAACGAGGGCUGCAUGGUCUGCUCCUCUGGCUAUCAAAUGUAAAAAUGUCUUGUGCUGGAAGAGUGCGAGGUUUGUCAUGCUUGUCUGGCAUGACUCUUAAAUCUGUCAUGCACGUUACCCAAGAGUUCCGCUUUUCUGUGAUGCAGAGGCGCAGUUUGUCAUGCAGAAUAGGCAACACCUAGGAGCUCAGAAACUUGUCAUGCUGAGCCAGCAUCUGUAGCCUCAUCAUGAGAUGCCACCCAGCAUCACAAGUUUCCAGACCCAGACAUUUUUACUUUUGAUACUGGCGUCACGAAGACGAAAGACGGGCCCUGUGAUCCACCGACCACGACGCCCGCGCCGGCAACUCCGGGGCCGACGAUUCAGGCACAAAAAGAGUAUCCGACUGAUGCUCCUGCACAAGUAGAGCUAUGUCGUCCCAGUGUAUGUGUAGUGCGCGUGGUCGCCCCGGCGUACCACGUGUAAGAAAGAUGCCAAAGUUGGCCAGUGGCAGUGCCCGGAUGACGAGAUAAAACAACUACAAUAAACAGUAGAUGAAAAUAAAGAAGUUCUGAUGUAGUACAAGUAUUUGGGGCUCGCGCCGCAGUGCAGACACAGCGGCGCGGGGAUCUGCACAUAACAAUAGAACAAUAGCACUGGAAGCAGCAACUAGAUCUCCUGGAAGCAGCUAAAUAAAGAAGCUUGGCCGAAGGGGAGGCGCCUUUUAUUUGGCGAGGGGCUUUGGCGGGAAGGGCAGCCGACGCACGAAAAAAACUGCAGUUUCCCUGCCAAGCAGCAAAAGGCAAAGCAGCAAAGUGUGUAAGUACUUCAGCUAUCCGAUGCUCGCAAAAGCACGAACAAAAGACAAAGAGAAGAAAAAACCAAAAGAAAACUGGCAGGCGCAAACCGCCAGCAGCAGCCCAAAACUUAGAACGCUUGGCCCGGCCGGCGCCUGUAGUGCCAGAACGAGAAGCAGGGCCCAGCAAUCGAGGCAGAAAAUAAGCGCGCGCCCUCCAGGUUGUUCCCGUUGCAUUCGGUGACAGGCGCGCCCCCUAUCGGCUGGCGACUAGAAAUCCGCCGCAGGUGCGGCCGCCCUCUCUGUUUUCACAUCACUGCAGCCACCCCCGCGCUGCUAGGGCCAGGGUGCUGCUCUUCGGGGUACAUGCGUUUCGGCUACCUUUAGCUGCGAUUUGUGGAGGUAGGGGUCGCCGGUGGUCGCUUGGUACAUACAAACACAGCUGCAACCCUGUGAACCGCUGCGCACCUGCUGGCGCUAAUUGUAAAUCGCGCGCGCCGCUGUAGUAGCAGGGCUUCGCCACGCCUGUUGCUUCCCAGUAGCAGGCACCCCUGCAGCAGCGCGCCUAUUUGGUCCAGAUCCUUUACCUUUUUUUUACUACUUUCUUUAUAUGCGAAGCUGAUGAAUAUGAAAGUAGGCAACCGCCCCACCUGCCCUCACCGCCUGAACGCGACAGGCAUUCCGGUGGUUGUUUCUAUGCCUCUCCCAACUCGCGCGAGAUUGGUCGCUUUUUUGCUUCCGUUUUCGAGAGGGUAGACCGGUCACGCGUGCAAGAACAACUACAAAGGCCUGCUUGCAAAGCAGACAAACCACGUAGUGUUCUUGUAUGAGUAGAAAGAAAUGACUUUUGGGUCCCAAUUAUCUGUAGCCGGUUUUGGGACAAGACCUGUAGAGGUCGACCUCUAGAGGUGGACCUCUAGAGCUCACCCCUACAGGUUUUGCACCUCUAGAGGUCGCGGCCCUCCUUGGGCUCCAGGUUUUCCCACAGUAGUGUGGGGAUUCGAAAUAGAAAGGUGAGCGAAAAAAAGGCUACCUCUAGAGCUUGGGCCCUCCUUUGGCCCAGGUUUGAGCCAGGUCCGCGUCACAGUAGCAUUGUGAUUCGAAAAAAAACGUCAAUGGCCGUCCUUUGAGCCUUCUUGGUCCCAGGUUUUAGACUAUUUGCUGCGAGUACUAUAGUUCUUUUGGCUACUAGUAGAACUAGUAGCUGCCACUGCAGCUGCACCACCGCAUGUCGAAUUCAGAUGGAGCAACCAUGUUCUGCUCCUGCGGUGCAACUGCAAUCUGGGAUCCAUAUCUUGCUGUAACCUCAAACUGUCACGCGUGUUAACUAGCUGCGUUUUUACAUCCAAAAGCAAAAUGAAGACCGGAGGAGCUCGCUCUUGUGCACUUUCAUAAAAAAGAAACGGAUGAUAACAAAAAUCUCAUUAUCGGUCUCGCGGUGAUCGGGGGAACUUUCGGGAUGUUGCUGCUGGGAGGCACCUAUGAUUUGCAAAUGUAACGUACUAGUUAUAAAUUGCAAUACGAAUACAAAUUGGCUCAGCAUUACUACAAAUGGAAUUUGUUAUGCAAAUUUGCCUUAUGAACCAGAUUUGUAAUGCAUUAAUGCGAUUAGUCAGACUAGUACGAUACUUUUGCACAGGAUAGAGCCCUCAUCUUCGUCUUGAUUAAGUGCAACCAAAAAGAGGCCCCACCACCGCGCUUUUCUCGCGGGUCCGUGCCGGGUGGGCAGGUAAGUAAGCCUAUACAAGCGUCGCAUAAAAACGUCGCACUCAUUUCUUCGAUCUCGAGCCUGCGAUGUCUCGGUUGGAUUACCAAAACUUGCUCCUCUAUCUCACAAUAUAUAAGACUACGCUGCGGCUGCCAGCAGAGCUCUUUCAUCAUGCAGCACCGCAGGUGACCUACUAGACGCGCGCCUGAGCUGCACCAUGGUCGACGCUGUUGAGGAAGUAAAUGCAAAUAGUUCUUCUAAAGGAGUGCUCAUCGAUGCUUUUGUCACAUAUGUGAAAGACCUUCAUCUCCACACCAGUCGCUGCCGAUUAUAUCAUCAUCCCCAUAUUUACCCAUAGGUUUUCAUUGAGACCGAGCCGGCCGUCGUCCUUGUGGAGCAACCAGGUCGUCGCUCUGGUUCCCGGAUGAAUAAAUCCCGCUCAUCGAAAACAAGACGGAGCGGUCGCACCCCUCGACGCAGUCAGGAGGGCUCGGCGGCACACAUGGUUCGUGAUGGCGCGGAGCAGGAUGAUUUUGCAGCACAAGUGGAAAACGACGCGGCUGGUGGUGAAGAUGUUCCCCCGAACAAGGCCAUUGCAGAGGCCAUGGAAGCUGCAGAUGCGGCCGAGGAGGCUGAGGAUGUUGACGAAAACCAAAACGCGGCUGCUACUGCUCCGAAGGCCAUUGUCGCGGCGGCGGAGGGAGAAGGCGCGGACUACGAAGGAGAGGAACCUGGAGUCGAGUACGGGGGCCGCGAGGGUGCUGGUUACUACGAAGAUGCGGCUUGGUACGGCGAGGACUACGACUACUCCCAAGAUUAUGACUAUCGACCCUCGUCCGCGCGGAAGGAGAAAAAGAAGAAGAAAUCUUCGUCUUAUGCAGUUGCAAACGUACUAUUGGGAGCCUUUUCGUAGUAUGGACACAUAGAGGACGCUGAAGACCUGCUAGCUACACGAACUGUGCUUGGAUCAUUCUGGUCGUGAUACUAAAGUGGCAGAACAUCAACAUACCUCCGCCGCUACUUCAACUGGCAUUCCAAAGUAGCAGGCAAAGUGACAGACUUUUCGUGAUGAUCUUGUGUUGGUUAGGUUCUCUCGCGGAACGGUAGCCGUAAACGAACAAUAACUAAACGCAUACUGACAUAACGUUUGCAACUUCCAUGAUGCGAAGAAGUACUACGGCGAAGGAGAGACGGGCUACUACGCCGAGGACUACGAUUACGACUACGGUUACGACGAACAAAACUACUGAAAUGCUGUGGUCGGUCGUCGAUCAGGUGGUGGUCGGAACGAAUUGCAGCCCAAGUGGUCCACGUCGGCGCCGGGCCUCUUGCAUUGAUUAUUGUACUUACAACCAAAAUGCGCCAUCUACCUUGCACCUCAUCUAGUACAGUGUGCAUUGUUUCUAAAAUGAAAGAUUAGCGAAAAACGCGACACCAUGUCUUUCUGGUUUCACGAAUAAUUAUCACGUGUGUAGCUUCGUCCAUGUGAAGUUGAGAAGUCGUGCAGAAAAAACUGUGGCCACGGGUAUACCAGGC
This is a messenger RNA of Amoebophrya sp. A120, 6691 nucleotides long. NCBI's taxonomy places the organism in Eukaryota, Dinophyceae, Syndiniales, Amoebophryaceae. The record is from the annotation of a GenBank genome assembly.